CUUUGUUUGUGUGGGAGCGAGUGGCACUUUUCCAAACCGGAGUGCAGUAACGUGAGUGUGGUUUAGUUAAGAUUUCCGAAAGCGAUGGGCUUUUUCUUUGAUAUAUUCGGAAGCGCUACUGAGUAAAUACACACUACUCUCUCCACGCCUCUUUGUUGCCAUGGAAACGUGGAAGGUGGCGUUCCAGAAUGUGGGGCAGAACUACUUCCCUCAGAGCAGAGUGGAAUGUCACUACAGCCUCAAUGAACAACAUAGCUGGGCCAGUAAUGACUGGAUUGGCCUUUUCGAGGUGGGCUGGUGCUCCGUCAGAGACUACCACACCUUCGUUUGGGCCCGUGCCCCGGAGGGAUACACCGAAGGGACGAGCGUCAACUGCUGCGUGCACUUCCAAGCUUCGUACCUACCCAGUCCCAGCGCGAAGGAAUACCAGUUUGUGUAUGUGGACGGGAAAGGGGAGGUCUGCGCACGUAGCCUGCCUUUCACUUUCAGCCUCCCCGAACCAUUGGAGGAUGUGGUGACUCUGGAGGAAGGGUGCGACGGGGAGGGGGAAGAAGAGGAAAUACUGCUGGUCGUGCCCAGGGCUCAACUACUGCAGACCCGUCUGGAGGAAUGUCUCCAGGAGCGCUCGGAGCUGCUGCAGGCCAAGGAGGUGGCAGAGAGGGGCCGGAGGCAAGAGAGAGAACAGAGGGAGAAGGCCCAAAAGGAGUGGGGUAGAGUGAGGGAGGAACUGGAGGGCGAUGUCCAUGAACUGAAGGGGAAACUGCGACAGAGCAGAGAAGACAUGGCGAAAACGGAGGAGAAGCUGAAGGAAUUCCAGUCUGUUCAUGAAGCACUGUUGGCAGAGAGAGGCUCCUUACUGGCUGAAAAAGCUGAGAGGGAGCAGCAAAUCAAAGACCUGGAUGCGGACGUCAGCACUCUGACAAAGCAAGGCCUGGAGAGGGAGAUGGAGCUGGACAGGAUGAAGGAGAAGAUCAAGAAGAUGUCAGCUCAGAGGCGGGAGGAAGAGGUAGAGAGAAAGAGGCUACAGUCCAAGCUGGAGGAUUCGGAGGGGGAGCUGCGCAGCCUGGCAGCUGAGUUCCAGGGCCUAAGGGCUUCUCUGGCCCAGAGAGACACACAAGCACUACAGCUGAGACAUUCUAUCACCACACUGACAUACAGGCUCACCGUUGCACAGAGCAAAGAGGUGGAGCUCGAGGCAUCGCUAAGGGAGGUGAACCAUCUCCAGGAACGCCUCUUUGCCAGCGAGCGUGUGGCCGAGGGACUGCGGACCCAGCUGGCCGAACAGAGCGCCCACCAAGACUGCAGCCAGACGGAGCUGCACCAGGCACGCCUACAGGCUGCCCAGCUCACUCUGCAGUUGUCCGACACCAGCCUGGCCCUAAAGGAGCGCCGAGCUGCCUGGGCCCAAGAGCGGGAGGAGCUGCGUUGCAGCUUGGAGGAGGCUAAAGGAAGAGUGUGGAAGCUCAGUGCAGAGCUGCAGCAGAAGGAAGAGCAGCUACAGGAGGAGAGGAUGGAGAGGGAGAAGCUGGAGGUGGAGCUUGGGAAGGAGAAGGACUGCCACCGUGUGCAGUUCAGUGAAGCGCACAGGGAGCUGCAGGAGUUGAGAUCCAGCCUGCGUGUGGCCGAGAAGGAGAAGGAGCAGCAUUCGCUGGAGAAACAGGAACUGAUGGAGUACGUGAGGCGGUCGGAACAGAGGCUGGAGGCAGAUGCCGAAUGGAGCGAGGAGGCAUUCGGCUUCAGCGGUCGCCCCUCCAGCCCCUUGUCUGCCUCUGAGGAUGAGAAUCCUGAAGCUCUGCAGCCUCAGAGACCGGGUGGCCCCCCGGGCCCCUACAGCCAGUGUAACCCUCCCCAGAAUGAGCUGGCACGGUCGCCCUCACAGGGACUCGCCCGUGAACUUGUGGUUGUCAACCAGCCAGUCUCCAUGUCCUCCUCGCGACAGCAGGGGGCCGACAAGCUCCCUCAUGGCUCGGACCUGCAGGGGGAAGAGCAAGAGGUGUCUCAGUUAGGAGCUUUGAGCUCUGAGGAAGACUCGCCCUUGCUUGUCCCAGACAACAGGACCGCCAUCUUGUGGGAGCUCACAGACGCCCCUAUGUGGUGAUGAGCACAUACAGAAGAGGAGUGCUGAAUGGAGGCAAGCAGAGUUCUGUCUUCCGUUGGUACUCUGCAAAGUGUACAUGACUCAUUCACAGUCUCUUUUACAAUAUGUUUGUCAUUGGAUUUUUCAACUGCAACAGAAGCCAGCAACUCACUAGUGGUAGCAUGAACAGAUCACGACACAUAAUAAAAACAGAUUAUAUAGUAUAAUUGUGUUAUGAAAAAUAUAUCAGGACCCAGCGCCUGUCACUGAAAGUCAGCUAACAGAAUGGGCUUGUUUCUUUUUGCAUGGAUGUGUAUUUUACAAGGUUGAGGUGUAUGUGUGUCUGCAUAGACUUCCUAUUUCACUUUUUAACACGGCCUAACUGGAUCUCCUUAGCUAUGCAUUUAGUACGUUGUCUCCAGGAGCUGCCGAGACGGAAAAUGCGAUUGCGCCAAGCGCCGCUACACCUCCCAGCCCGGUGUGGACGACGUCUCAACCUUGCACACCUGUUUUGACCUGUUUGCACUGCUGAUUUGUAUCCCUUUACAUAUGCGGGUGUUGAACAGAUGUCCUCCCCAUAGAAGAUGUGUUGGUGCAGCUAGUGAGAGUAAACGAGAUGCAGUUUAACUUUUUUUUUUUUUCCUGGCUGCAGUUGUAUGCAGUCUUGUGUAAAGUACUGUAUGGUGAAGGUGGCGGUUGAGGGAGGGGAGAGGUGGGGUACAGAGCUCCUAAAAGCCUGCAUUCAGGGACUUAGAGACUUCUUUUGUGCACUUUUUUUAUUCCGUCUGAACAGACUUGGACAUCCUCUCUUGUACCUUCUAGCAGUUUGCAAUUUUAAAUACAUUUCUGUUAAAUUAUGGGACAGCUCUACUGAAAAACAUAUUGCAUUGACUGGUGUUGGUGUUUUCCGUGGUUUGUUGCGAAGAGUGUAUUCGCUAAAAUGUCCUCUAUGGUUUAUUUUUUUUACAGAACCAUAAUGGUCAGCAAUAUGGACGAUAGGAGAGUCAAAACCCGAGAGUAAUUUUCUGUAAUAAGAAAAUAUGCAGUAAAUGCCAUGAACUGAAACGGCAUUACAUUUCUAUCAGACUCCUACUGAUAAUGUAGAGUUACUAACCCAUAUCCUGUGCAGGAUAGUAGUGUUAGCUGUGAUGGUUUUAAUGAGGCCUGUUCUGUGUGAAAAUAUUCACUUUAUGUAAAAUAGAUCUGUUGUCUAUGUGAUAUAAAGCAGUUCAAUCAGAGAAAGUCACAAACGAGCAAUACUUCGUAAAUUAGUACUUUAAACCUAAGAUUUGUUUGUGUGAUCCUUGCUUAAUUUCUUGGAGUAUUCAAAGUAUUUUUGUCUUCCAUUGUAAUAAGUGAUAUUAGAAUAGAGAAUGUUUGUAUUCACGGAGAUGCCAGCAAUAUACAUAUAGACUGAAUUUAUCUCUAGAAAGGGAAGGUGCAAGGCUAAUGCUUAAGGCUUUUUAUUCUAUGCAUAUUUUAGUCACAUUUAAAGGAUUUUUGCUGUUACUGUUAAGUGGAGCAAUGAUGCUAUAUGGACUCUUGUUUUAUCGUGAUUUUACGAUGCACUAGUUUAGAAAUGAACCUACGAGCACUUCUGAAGUUUGAUUUAGCACGUAACAAUUUUCCUGAAUUAUAACAAUUUUAUAGAGAAUUUUCUACACAAACUUGUCGUCAGUUACAGGGGAGUUUGUACUGCACAUUUGUUGCUCUUCCGGUGAAAUUGUGCCUGGUUACUUUUGAUAUGUUGGUCAAAAUUGUCUUUCCCGAAAUCUAAAAUCUUCUUUAUGUAAAUGGCUGGAAUAACUGAGAGUGUCGCACAGUUAUUUCACUGCCAUACUUACGUUUGUGUAAUUCAGCUUUUUCCCCAAAUUAAGUCCC
Messenger RNA from Scleropages formosus (Asian bonytongue), 3958 nucleotides. Its product is annotated as calcium-binding and coiled-coil domain-containing protein 1-like. Gene Ontology annotation, molecular function: transcription coactivator activity. The record is from RefSeq and is a predicted model, not a curated record. Gene Ontology annotation, biological process: positive regulation of transcription by RNA polymerase II. NCBI's taxonomy places the organism in Eukaryota, Metazoa, Chordata, Actinopteri, Osteoglossiformes, Osteoglossidae. Bases 161 to 2098 code for a protein of 645 amino acids. The transcript has 15 exons.